ACAGCACUGCUAUCUAAUGCCUUUCUGUUAUAUUCGUUGCCAACGCUAAUCUACGGCCGAUUGGUGGAUACUGGCUGUUACGUAUAUUUGUAUCCAUAUGCUUAUGCUCUCGCCAAUACAACACACACUGGUUCGGUCUGGAUCGUGCUUACACUGACCAUUGACCGUUAUUUGGCGCUCUGUCGGCCGCUUACUCAUCGUGCCAUCGGAAAACGCAGCCGGGUAAAGCGUUUAAUGAUUGCUGUUUCGCUGAUGGCAAUACUGUUCUCGAUGCCUCGGUUUUUCGAAGUUCAAGCGGUUUGCUUUCGUGUUGGUGACGACGACAAAUCUUGCAUACCGACCAUCGUUCGAACUGAGCUCACCCAGGUUGGGUAA
Messenger RNA from Gongylonema pulchrum, 375 nucleotides. Lineage: Eukaryota; Metazoa; Nematoda; Chromadorea; Rhabditida; Gongylonematidae. The record is from the annotation of a GenBank genome assembly.